Molecule: messenger RNA, 351 nt
Organism: Cadophora gregata
Lineage: Eukaryota; Fungi; Ascomycota; Leotiomycetes; Helotiales; Ploettnerulaceae
Exons: 1
Coding region: 1-351 (116 amino acids)
Source: RefSeq, a predicted model, not a curated record
AUGCGGAAGUGGCCCGAGAUUGUGAAGAGGAAGAAAUCAAGCCGUUGUAUGGUGUUGUUGUGCCGAGCAUCCCGGAAUUCUCGAUUCAAAUACAGCACCCCUCUCUGCACAUUGUUUCACGAUUGGCGCGCAUCGAAUACCUUGUCAUCUAAUGUUAAUGACAAGCAUCACAUUAAGACAGGUGCAUUCUCCGGACUCCGGGCAGCGGGGAUGAGAAGAUCCAUAUUAGGAAGGAUUCUAGUCGCCACUGUGCAAUUCACAGCUUCCGUCCCCUUCGUCAGGAAACAAACUCAAAUCGACCAGCCAAGCUUUCCAGGACAAGCAAAAAGCAUGUUUGGCGGGUACCCGUGA